Molecule: messenger RNA, 468 nt
Organism: Verticillium dahliae VdLs.17
Lineage: Eukaryota; Fungi; Ascomycota; Sordariomycetes; Glomerellales; Plectosphaerellaceae
Exons: 2
Coding region: 1-468 (155 amino acids)
Source: RefSeq, a predicted model, not a curated record
AUGAGUGCUUCCAAAGGGGCCUUGUUCGGGGGAGCCUUGUGGCAGAGAAUACUCCUUGGGAGAGCUCAGGUGCUCGGCUACCUUGAUCGGUACUAUCAAGUUUUCAUGUGGAAUCGCCGUCUUCAACACUUUCAUUGUCACUCUGCAGUGCCGGUCACCUUCCUCAUUGCCAGGGCUCCCAAUCCUACGCCUCUGCGGCAGCCGGCAAGAGCUAUGACAUGGCAACCUCGAUCCCUCCAGCAGAGAAUCAGAGAUGACAAGACCUUGGACAAGCCCAUAGGUCGGAUGUCGCUGGGCGCAUGUGUGGGCCCAGGAUCCAGACUGGCGCUCUACAGACAGAAGAACGCAUCGUUCGCGCUGAGAACGCCAGCGCCAAUGGUUUUGAGGCUCUCGGUAACUUCGCCGGCGGCGUCGUCGUUGCUCAUGUCGCUGGUGUUGACGCCUCUACCAUCAACAUCCUCUUCCUAG